This is a messenger RNA of Canariomyces notabilis, 3687 nucleotides long. RefSeq lists its product as uncharacterized. NCBI's taxonomy places the organism in Eukaryota, Fungi, Ascomycota, Sordariomycetes, Sordariales, Chaetomiaceae. Gene Ontology annotation, biological process: DNA repair; proteasome-mediated ubiquitin-dependent protein catabolic process. The transcript is spliced from 3 exons. Gene Ontology annotation, cellular component: nucleus; site of double-strand break. The record is from RefSeq and is a predicted model, not a curated record. Gene Ontology annotation, molecular function: nucleic acid binding; protein binding. Bases 105 to 3569 code for a protein of 1154 amino acids.
AUUGCAUCACCGAACGAACCGUCGUCUCCUAUGCUCACGCAGCUUUGCCGAUGUGAUGACCGCCUUCACCUAGCUACAAGCCGCGGUCGCCAUAUUCUAUCGAGAUGGCCUACAUCGCUCCAAUCCACCGGCCCAGCAGCGUGCGGCAUGCGCUGCUCACCCGCCUUCUGUCGGCUCAUGAGGAGAGCCUGGUGGUUGCAAAGGCCAAUCGACUAGAGAUAUGGCGGCUUUCUGAGGGCAUGCUCGUUCUGGCCCAUUCGAAAGUUGUCAACGGCACCAUCUCUAUCCUCCAGAAGCUCCGACCAAUAUACUCCCACACCGAUCUUCUAUUCAUUGGCACAGAGCGGUUUGAAUACUUUACGCUGGCAUGGAACGCUCAGACAUCGCAACUUGACACUAUAGAUCCAUUCAAGGACCCAGGCGAGCGUCAUAUGCGCGAUUCACAGAGCCAAGAUAAAUGUCUGGUCGAUCCGUCGGGGAGAUAUCUGGCGAUGCACCUGUGGGAAGGGGUGUUGACAAUAUUGCGAUUGGGGAACAGGAAGAACACGGCCAUGACACUGGAGUGGAUGGACCAGGUGCGAUUACAUGAGCUUUUCAUCAAGGCGAGCACCUUCCUCUACACCGAAACGGGACAUCCCAAAAUCGCCUUCCUCUACCAGGACCGCUCCGACUCGGAGGACUCCCAACUGGCUGUCUAUCGGCUUACAUCGGACGACCGGGACACCGUCGCUUCCCGGUUCGACGCUACCCGCGACCGGGAGAUUUCCAUGGAGAUUCAAGACGCGGGCGCAUCCAUGUUAAUACCCGUUCGGAAGGUGGAAGAGGAAGUUAAACGUCACAAUGUACGGAACGUCGAGUCGGCUAAAGCACAUGUCGGCGGCCUAAUAGUGGUGGGCGAGAUAAGGUUGCUCUACAUCGACGAAGUCACUAAAACUACGGUCGAAUCAGGCCUGGAGGAGGCUUGCAUUUUCGUGGCAUGGGCCGAGUAUGACGUGUUGCACUACCUCUUAGCCGACGAUUAUGGGAGCCUGCAUCUGCUCUCCAUCAACACCGACGGCGUCGUCGUAACCGGGAUGGAUGUGUUCAAGAUUGGCAGGACGUCUCGCGCCAGCAACCUGGUCUAUCUCGGAAACAACCUCUUAUUUGUCGGAUCCCACCACGGAAAUAGCCAGCUGUUUCGGCUAGAUCUCCUUAGUAGCGAUGGCCAGUACCUGCACCUCGUCCAGACCCUCCCGAACAUCGGCCCAAUUCUAGACUUUGCUAUAAUGGACAUGGGAAACAGGGGUGAUGAUGGCCAAUUGGGCAAUGAGUACUCAUCCGGUCAGGCCCGUAUUGUUACCGGCAGUGGCGUGCACAAGGACGGGACGCUUCGGAGUGUGCGGAGCGGUGUCGGUCUGGAGGAUAUCGGCAUUCUUGCUGACCUGGAGCACUGUCGCGGGCUUUUCCCCCUUAGAUCUCACGGUUCCCAGAAGACGGACGCCUUGGCAGUCUCGCUUCUGACUGAGACGCGGGUGUUUAAGUUUGAUCCACAAGGCGAAAUUGAGGAGGUAGAAUCGUUCUCUGGUAUGGUGUUCAACCAGCAGACGCUAUUGGCUAUGGAUCUGCCGGGUGGACAGCUCCUACAGGUCACAACAGCGGCUGCCACCCUUCUCGAUGCCGAGAGCGGUCUCACGAUAGCGUCGUGGGCACCGGACGGAGAGAGGAGUAUUUUACACGCAUCAGCCAACGCCCACUGGCUCCUUUUGUCCGUUGAUGGCACCGCGCUUGUCUCCAUGAGUAUACCUAAUGAUCUGAAGGUGGUGCGCGAAAAGGACAUCAGCAACCAGGACCAUGUUGCGUGUCUCCACGUGGCCCCUCAGUUACGUGAUGUCGCCGUGGUGGGCUUUUGGACGUCAGGGACCGUGUCCAUCAUCAACCUAAAUUCCUUGGAGCCAGUACAUGGAGAAUCACUUCGCACGUCCAAAAAUGAUGCUUCAAUACCUCGCGAUCUGGCGCUCGUCCAGAUACUACCACCCCAGACAGCCGGGCCUACCCUAUUCGUUGCGAUGCAAGACGGCAACGUCGUCACUUUUAACAUCUUGCCGGAUCUGGCUCUCUCGGGUAGAAAACGAGUCGUACUCGGAAUGCGGCAAGCUAGAUUACAUCUCCUACCACAACCGGACGGCGUUUUCAGCAUCUUUGCAACAACGGAACAUCCUAGCUUGAUAUAUGGCUCUGAAGGGAGGAUAGUCUACUCGGCUGUGACAGCCGACCAGGCCACCUACGUGUGCCCCUUCGACGCCGAAGCGUUCCCCGAUUGUAUAAUCCUGGCUACAGACUUGCAAAUUAAGGUUUCCCAGAUUGACCGCGAGAGACGGACGCACGUCAACACGUUGGAGAUGGGGGAGAUGGUUCGUCGCAUCGCCUACUCGCCAAAGGAAAAAGUGUUUGGCCUCGGAUGCAUAAGGAGAGAGCUUGCCGGCGGCCAAGAAGUGGUCCAGAGCUCGUUCAAACUAGUUGAUGAGGUCAUAUUUGACAGGGUCGGCAAGGAGUUCCAACUGGGCUCACCUUCCUACACGGAGUUGGUCGAGACAGUCAUUCGCGCCGAGCUGGUCGACUCGUACGGCAAUCCCGCGGAACGGUUCGUCGUCGGUACGGGCUUCCUGCCCGAUCCGGAAUUCGCAGCCGGCACCGACUCCCGUGGUCGCAUCCUCUUGUUCGGCAUCGACAGUGACAGGAACCCCUACCAGAUCCUCAGCCACGGACUCAAGGGCGCUUGUCGCCGCCUAGCCAUCAUGGAUGGCAAAAUCGUGGCAGCGCUGACCAAGACAGUCGUCGUCUUCCAGUAUGAGGAAACCUCUACUACGACGGGCCAGCUCACACGCCUCGCUUCGUACCGGCCCUCGACACAUCCCGUUGAUCUCGCGGUGCAAGGCAACAUGAUUGCCGUGGCGGACUUGAUGAAGUCAAUAUCGCUGGUGGAGUACGUUUCCGGGGGCGGAGAUGAGAACAGAAGCUCAACCCCGAAGCUCGUCGAGCGGGCAAGGCAUUACCAAUCGGCCUGGGCGACAGCGGUGUGUCAUGUGGAGGGCGACUCAUGGCUCGAAGCAGACGCUCAAGGAAACCUCAUGGUGCUGAGACGCAAUUUGGAGGGCGUUACGGCCGAGGAUAAGAAGAGGAUGGAGGUCACUAGCGAGAUGAACCUAGGGGAGAUGGUGAAUAGGAUAUCUGGGCUUACGGUUGAGACAUCGCCAGGGGCAAUUAUCAUCCCAAAGGCAUUUUUGGGAACGGUCGAAGGCGGCAUAUAUAUGUUCGGAACCGUUGCACCGCAUGCUCAAGACCUACUGUUACGAUUCCAGUCAAAGCUAGCAGACGUCAUCCAGACGGCGGGAGGUAUCGAAUUCAGGAGUUAUCGGGCGUUCAGGAACGCGGAACGCGAGGGAGAUGGGCCGUUCCGGUUCUUGGACGGGGAAUUGCUAGAGAGGUUUUUAGAUGUAGAUGAAGCGACUCAGGAGACCAUCUGCCAGGGUCUGGGUCCGAGUGUUGAGGAUAUGAGGAAUAUGGUGGAGGAGCUUCGGCGCAUGCAUUGAUCGGUAAAGUCGGGUGCUUCAGGCUGGAGCUGACUCGGAAAUGAAAAGAAUAUGUAAAGCUAGUUGUACAGGCAGUUCCAAACUUCGCCAACUGGCUCCUGCGCAAUCGCUGUCUUGU